Messenger RNA from Closterium sp. Naga37s-1, 6665 nucleotides. The record is from the annotation of a GenBank genome assembly. Lineage: Eukaryota; Viridiplantae; Streptophyta; Zygnematophyceae; Desmidiales; Closteriaceae.
AGCACAUCGGCAGCAAGACCGCCGUGCAGAUCCGCAGCCACGCGCAAAAGUUCUUCACCAAGUUGGAGCGCGACGGCACCUCCGCCGCCACGUCGCAGAUGGACAUCGAGAUCCCCCCGCCCCGCCCCAAGCGCAAGCCCGCGCACCCGUACCCGCGGAAAGCGGGCUCCGCCAGCAGCUCGCAGCCGCAGGCGCCACAGCGGCAGAACAGCCAGCACAGCCUGUCCAAGGCGCUGCAGCAGCCCGCUCCGUCGCUGCUCCCCCCUCCUCCUCCCCCUCCUAAGGCUCUUCUCCCCUGCAUGAAGCAGCUCCAACUGCCACAGCCGCUACCGCCGCCGCCUCAACCAAAGCAACGUGUGCAGGCGAACCAAGCGGCAGCAGCGCAGCAGCAGGCGGUAGCGAGAGAGAAAGGCAAUCACAAGGGCCGGCAGGCAACCUCGCAGCAGCGCGCAGAGGCAGAGGAAUCAGAGCCGCAGCAGCACCCGCGGUCGAGCAGGCAGGUGUCGCAGGGGCUGAGCUCGCAGCGCACGCAGUCGCAGACGUCGCGGUCCGCACUGCCCGUGUCGUCCGACCAGUCGUGCGGCAACCAGCGCGCCGACGACGGACAGGAGUCCAAGUACGUCUUCUCCGCCCCCCCCGCCGCCGCCGCCGCUGCCGCACCGCAGACCAACGCCAAGGCGGAGGCCAGUGCGCUGCCGUCCGUCUUCACCUCCCCCUCGCCGCUCGCCUCUCAGCGCGACGCUGCUCGCGGCGACGCGUGCGUGUCGCCGUACUCCUCGUCGCCAAUGGAGGGCGACAGCGGCGCGCGGCAGUCGCCCGACCAGCGCAGCACGCUGAAGCUCUUCGGCAAGACGCUCGCCACUCCCCCCGCCAUGCCGCCCCCUCCCCCACCCCCAGCUGUGCCGUCGGCGCCCCUGCCUCCGCCUGCUCCCCGAAGCACCAACCCUGCAGCCUCCAUGUCUCCCGACGGCAGCCCUGCGCGCUCGCCGCCGCUCCAUCCGCCGCUGCUCUCCCUUGCAACCCCCCCUGCGGAUCUUGCUCCGCCCUCUGGCGCGCAGCACUGGCGCGUCAAGCACUCAGCGGGUGAAGGCGGCGCUUGGGACACACAAAAGCCGGAGUUCAAGGAGGAGGAGGAAGAGGAGGAGGAGGCGAAGGAGGAGGAGGAGUAUGAUGGGGAGGAGGAGGCGGACGAAGGUGCGCCCAUGGUGACGCGGUCGCUGUCGCUUCCAGAGCCUCGAAGUGUUGCCGGGCUCGCGGAGGAGUCGCAGGGGCUGUGCCUCUCAGACAGGCCGCACGCCGCGCCAGCGGCACACGGCGAGCGGAUGGCGGAGGCAGGCGCAAGAGGCCGCGCGGAGCAGCGGGGUAUAGCGGCAGCGCAGUGCGCGCUGCGAUCGAUGAGCGUGACGGGUCACGACGUGUCCACGUCAGCGUGCGGCAGCUUCUCCGAGCGUUCCGUGGUGCUCGAGUCGGGGCUCUCCGUCGAGCCCCUCCCCGCCGCCACGCCGCUGCCCCCGCCCGCGCCGCAGCGGGCGGACCGCGGAGGGGCAGCACCGUCAGCGGCAGCAGGCGCGCACCCGAUGGCGCUUGGCGGUCUGCGCGAUGCUGCGUGCGCCACUCCCUGCUCUGCUACCGGGGCCCACGGCCAUGCGCAAGGCGGCGAUGCAACGCGCGCGGGAGCAGCAAUGGCUGCUGGCGCUGGCACGGUAGCAAGCCUGAGCCUGGCGCAGGCGCCGUACAUGAACCAGCUGUUCGCGUUCCCCCAAGCCCCUCCCGCCCUCCCCACCGCCAACGCAGCUGCAGACGCUGCGGGCGCUGCUGCCAAUGCUGCGGGGCUCAGUCCACCGCAGCUUGAGAAGUCCGCCGCUCCUGUAAAUGCCGGAGCGGUGGCAGGAAGAGUAGAGGAGGAGGCAGAAGUGGCAGCGGGCGAGGCGAAUGAAGGGGCAGGCGUGGCUGCGGUAGACGGUGGUGUGGCGAGUCCCACGCACGUGGCGUCCGGCUCGGGCGUGCCCAUGGCAUCGCAGUGGUCGCCCUCCCUCAUGUCAUCCAUGGCCGGCCUCUCCAUGCUCAACGCUGCUGCUGCCGCCGCCGCCGCCGCAUCCGCCGCCGGCGCCAACACUGCCGCCGCUCCCCAUCGCCCCCCCUUCGACUAUGGUGCCGCUGCCGCCGCUGCUGCAGCUGCUGCUUCAGCCCGUGGCUCUACCACUUUCCAGGAAGCAGCCGCGUCAGCUCAGAUGGCCGCAGCUGCUGCAAUGGGCCUGCAGUUUCCCGGCUGUUUCCUGCCAGGGAGCGAGGAGGCAGUGCAGCAGCAGCAGAUGCUAUUCCCGACGCCCUUCCCCUUCGUCGAGUUCCACACGCCCGGCUUCCACCCCAUGCACCACCCGGGCUACCUGCUCUCGCCCUACCGCGCGCCCGUGCCGCACCCGCACUCGGCGGCGGCCGCCGCCCCGGUGGAUGCGCGCCUCGCAUCGCCGCCGGCGCCCCCGCGCACGCUUUCAGCGGGCGACGACCCUGCAGCAGCCGCUAUGGCCGUCACCAUGGCGGCGGCAUCUGCGUGGUGGGCGCUCCAGGGCUCCAUGCCGCCCGGCGUCUUCCUCCCCAUGUCGUCCGCGCAGGCCUUCCGCCCCCCCUUCAACGGCAUUCCGCCUCUCCCUGCUGGCGCCGCUGCCAUGCAGAUUGGGUGGCCGGGCGCAGGGGAGGUGGAGGCCGGAGGGAAUGGUGAAGGCGCGGGGACUGACGCGGCAGGUGCGGCUGCCGGAGCUGUCGCUGCUGUUGCAGCUCCGGAGGCGGGCUUUGCCAACGCCACGUUUGCAGCAACCGAGCAACAGAAGCAGCAGCAACAGCAGCAGCAGUGCGAGAUGGCGGGAGCGGUGGAGACAGGGGACGACGGGGGCGAGGGGUCGUCGGGCAAGGCGAUUCCCGAGGGCGCGCAGGGCAAGACGGAGGCGAACGACACGGCGUACAGCGCGUCGCAGAGCCAGGGCGGCGACGACGCUCUCGGCGACAACGACGGCGACGAUGCGCGCGCGGACGACGAGGAGGAGGAGGAAGAGGAGGAGGAGGAGGAGGGCGGAGAGGCUGGCGAGGGGGAGGAAGAGGGGGGAUUCGUGGCGCUGGUGAGGAGCAGCGAGGUGGAGGGGCAGGAGGAGCUGCGCCUCAUGGCCAGCGAGCGAGAGGCGCUCGCUGCCAUGCUGCAAGGCGUCAACGCUGACGUGGAUGCUGACGUGGACGCUGAUGUGGACGUUCAGGAGUCUCAGCAGACGGUGGUGGGGUCGUCCGCGCCGACAGGAGCCAGCAAGGCGCUGGACUCCAGCACGGGCGCGGAGCAGGGUGGCCGGCGCGCGUCGUGGCACGGGCAGGGCCAGGGGGACGCGCAGGCGGAGAGGGAGGCAGGCAAGGCGCGGAGUGCAGGGGAUGCGAGGCCGCUCGUGCACGGGCACCGAUCGCAGCAGCACACGGGGCAGCAGAGGGAGGGGGAAAGGGGCAGCGAGGGUGGGCAGGGGAGGAGUCCCUUUGAGGGCGGCAUGGGGCCGUGCACUGACUCGUCGCCCUCCGUGUGGGCCUCCAACUCCACCCCGCCCCACCACGCCCACGCGCCCCGACACACCUCCAACGGUCAUGGCGGGCACGUGCACACGCCUCAGAAGGAGGCGCACAGGAGGCCGAGCGACCUGCCGCAUAACGUGGCGCUGGCAGCAGGCGAGAAGGAGCGCAGCAGCAACAACGCCCGCUGCUCCGCUCCCCUGCUCCCACGCAGCCACCCCGCUGCUACCGCCGCAGCUGCAGCCACUCGGCCUUUUGGCUUGCCUGCCAGCCCCGCCGACAAGCACUCUGGUGGUGGUGCUGGUGGCACUGCUGUGAAUGCUGCCACUGCCAUGGCUGGUGCUGCUGCUGCCGCUGCCGUGUCGAAGCAGGAGAAGUGGAGACUGCCACGUGAAAGAGGGCGCAGAGGACAUGCACAGGCGCAUGAGCAGGCACAGGCACAUGCACAUGCACCGACGCACAACCAUGGCCAUGGCCAUGGGCAAGCUCACGCGGAACGCAGAGGGCUGAACGCGAGUGGUGCCGCGGCGGCAGCAGCAGCGGGCGCGGCAGCAGCGGACAAGAGGGAGCAGUCGAACCUGAUCCGCAAGCUGCGCUCGCUCGAGAAGUUCAAAGUCCGCCACGCCAGCGCUGCCCCCACCACCGCCACUGCCGCCGCCAGCGCCACUGGCGCUGCGACUGCGGCGGCUGACGAAGCGAGCGCGAAGAUGAGCGCGUGUGGGCCCGGCAUGGGCGGAGAGGGAGCGGGUUCCGGCGGAGGGGAGGGCAGUGGCGGGGAAGGGAACGAGGGCGCCACUGAGGGGCUGGGCGGAGGAGGAGAAGGGAGAGUUGCGGGAGUAGAAGGCGAGGGGGCGAAAGCAGGGGGAGGCGAGGGAGCAGGAGGGAAAGAGGGUGUAGGAAUGGCCGGAGAGAACGAGGGGCCGCGGAGAAAGCGACUGCGCGGACACUCCGUCAGCGGCAGCAACACUCCGCCUCCCACUACCAGACAAACUCUGCCCUCCGGCGACACACCUGUGCCGGCCGAAGGCGGUGCAGGGGAGGCAGCAGCGGGUGGAGAGGGAGCAGAGCAGCAAGGGGAGGUGCGCGCCACCCCAUCGUCCUCGGGCAGUCGCGGGCAGAACGGCAACGGCGGUGGCAGUGGAAGCGGCACCAAGCACGAGGGUGGGGGCGGGCCUGAGGGCUCAGGGGAGAAUGGGCCGAGCUCCAACUCGUCUGAAUGCGGCAACGAGGCGGGCAGGGAGCGGCUGGGCGGUUCCAGUGAUGGCGGCACGAGUGAGCGCGAGGCGUGCAAGCGCCGUGAACGAGACGUGUCUGAGGAGGGUGCGACUGCCAAGAGCGCCGUGAAACAACUCCCUGGCGGCGAGGCUGGUGGGGAGAGCGAUGGGAAGGACGUUGAGGAGAAGGAGGAGGAGAUGAAUGCAGAACGUGGCCAGAAGGAUUCGAACAACGAAGAGGCCGGUGCUGGUGGGCAAGCGAUGGAGGCAGAGAGGGCAGCGGAGGAGGAGAAGGCGAAUGAGAUGGAGCGAGGUGUUGCGGUUGAGGAGAGGAGCGCCAAGCGGAGGAAGGUGGUGGCAGUGGGUGCAGGCGAGGAGGGGUGCUCGCGCGUGGUGGGUGGGGCGCCUCAGGGCAGCAGUGCGCCCACUGCAGGCAGCAGGUCGCACACGCCCCUCAGCCUCUCCACCCCGCACGCCCUGCUGCUCGGGCUGGACGCCCGCCAUGCAGGCACGCGUGCCGAGGGCCAGCAGCACAAGGAGGGUGGUGGCGACACCAACGCUGCUGACGGGCUGGAGCAACUGCAGCUGCUGGGGAAGAAGCGUGCUGGGGUGGUCAGAGGAGCGAGUGGUGCGCGCAAGGGCGAGGAGGGCGAGGAGGGGUCGGCGAAUGAAGCAAGGGGCAGUGCUGCUCGGCCCGGGCGCACGGAAACGUCUCAAGUGGUGGGCGCCGGGCGCCGCGAGCUGAGAGGCGAUGGCCAGUCCGUCUUCCGACCGCUGCCCAUCCUCCCCCCCAAGGUGACGCCCCCACAUGCCCCUCCUCGCCUCCUCCCCCCUCCCCCCUCCAAACCUGCGGCCCCACGUGCGUGUGGGGUCGCGCAGGGGGAAGGCCCUCAGCCGGUUGCCGCUGCUGCUGGCGCUGUCGCUGGUGGCGGUAGUGGUGAUGGUGGUGACGGUGGUGGUGAGGCCGUGAAGGGUCAGGAGCGAGAGGAGGCACGUGCGGCGGUGAGAGUGGAAGCGGAGGUGGGAGGGCAGAAGGAGCAGGGCGAGAUGAGACAUCAGUGGAGAGGCAAGGAGAAGCGGGCAUCGAGCAGUGGGGAGGCGGUGCGACAGGAGAGUCGCAAGCAUGGGAGGGACGAGAGUAGUGAGGGAGAGGAAUGGAUGACUGACAGGAAGCAGCAGCACGUGCAUCAGCACCAACACCAGCACCAACACCAGCAGCAGCAGGCAGCGAGCAGCAGCGGCGCGGCGUCGCUGCUAGCAGGCAUGCGCAUGGUGGGUCCAUCCCUGCCCUUGCCGUCGUCCCCCACGGGUGACCCAUCGUCCAGCAACAGUGGGGGAGCAGGUGUGCACCACCACUUCCACUAUCACUACCACAGCGCCGGCAGCAGUGCCAAGCACCGCCCCGCCUCCUCCAAGCAACCCACCACUGCUGCCGCUGCGGCUGCCAUCGCAGCCGCUGCUAAGUGCAGCAAGGGGGAGAGCAGUGAUGGGGGGGAGGGGGAGGGGAAGGAGGCGGGGGGUGGAGGAAGGGGAGGGGAGAGCGGUGGUGGCGAGGACGAUGCAAUGGGUGAUGAAGAGAGAAAGACAGCUGUCUUGCUGCAGGCUGACGCACGGCACCCAUGGAACACAGAGAGCGCUGCAGGCAUGGAGAUGCGGUGCAGGGAGCAAGGGCCCGGCGAUAUCACGGCGCGGUUAAUGCGCAGCGUGGGUGGUGAUGGGGCAGGCAAGCACAGCGAGAGGCACCGGGCGCGGCAGUAUGAGCACAAGCAGCAGAGCAGCCACCGCUUCCAUCCGUACAGCCCUCACAAGGAGCGCACCGAGCAGCGCAGCGCCCCCGCCUUUGGCGCCACUGCUGCUGGCCCACCCCACACAGAGGCCAAUGUUGACAUGGGGGAGGGUGAGGCCAAGUAG